Molecule: messenger RNA, 4422 nt
Organism: Neospora caninum
Lineage: Eukaryota; Apicomplexa; Conoidasida; Eucoccidiorida; Sarcocystidae
Product: putative EGF-like domain-containing protein
Exons: 1
Coding region: 1-4422 (1473 amino acids)
Molecular function (GO): calcium ion binding
Source: RefSeq, a predicted model, not a curated record
AUGCAUGUGCCUCGUUCUCCCUCUCUGUGGCGCCAGUUCCUUCUGGCUGGCAGCUGCGUUGCUCUCUGCGUCGUACAGGACAGCUCCGCGAUCCGAGGGAGAGGACAGUAUUCUCUGUUGCAACCCGACGGUAGUCCGCAGCGCGCGGAAGACUCCACUUCUCCACCUCUCCUUGCUCUGUCGCACUCCCCUCGCGGGCGGGGAUUCAACGACUCGGGCCAACACGCCUUGGCGACUGACGUGGUCCCCGAGAGCGCGCUCGAAUCGCAAAAAAUUUAUACUGGCAUAGGCAGUUGUUCGACGAAUCCUUGUGGCGAAGCUGCCUACUGCAGAGAUUAUCCCUCGGGACACGGAUGCACUUGCCACUUGGGAUUCUUCUGGGAUGGUCAACAGUGCGUCUCGAUCAGGGAAAACAACUUGUGUGCACCCGGAGAACCUGUGGACGUGAACGUGCAGAACGUGUACGAAUGCACGUGUUCUCCCGGCUACGAAAAAGGGACAAGCACAUUACCAAACGGCGCGGAUGUCGAAACCUGCGUGCGAGUAACAUGCCCAGAAGCAUACUACCUUGACGGAGACACAUGCAAACCUGCCACAGACGACCUGUGCAGUCCUGGAGAACUAGGCGAACAGCAGAAUCGGAACGAGUACACGUGUACGUGUCCGGAAACCCAUUUCGUUGAGACCUUCGUUGGUGCGGGAGAUGUCAAUCUUCAAAGGUGUACCCCGGAUCCAUGCUAUCAACAGUGUUCACCGGGAACAUGCACUCGGUCUCCCUCUGAGGCUUCUGGGUACACGUGUCGGUGCCCGGAAAAUUACAGUGUUGCAACGACGGACAUUGGGCAAGUGUGCAAGGCGGGGCCGUGCGCAGGAAAUCCUUGUGGUCUUCCGGAGGAGGGUCACACUUGCACAGCCACGUCAGACGCCGGGUAUACCUGUUCAUGUGCCGAGGGUUACAUCUUCAACGGAACAUCAUGCGCACAGCCGGCGGUCAACCCCUGUACUCCGGGAACCGUUGUCGCUACAGGCGAGGUGAAUGGCUACACCUGUAGGUGUCCUGCAGGGUACGUGGCUGAGGAGGUCGCGGAUUCUGGCGAGGGAGCACAACAGCGAUGCUCUGCUGAACCGGCUGUUGACGUUUGUAACAACAAGUGCGAGUUUGGUACCUGUUCGCCAAGUCCGAGAGAAGGCUCGGACUCCCCGUACCACUGUGAGUGUGAGGCGGGUUACUCUGUUUCAACGGGACCCGACGGCGAGUACUGUGAACCGACUGUGUGUUCCAGCAACCCAUGUGGCGCAGCUGAGGCAGGCCACGUGUGUCAGAAAACGGGCGAGACCACGUAUGCAUGUACAUGUGCACGGGGGUUCUUUUUCAACGGCAAGACGUGCGAACAGGCAACGAAUACUCUGUGCAGUCCUGGAGAACUAGGCGAACAGCAGAAUCGGAACGAGUACACGUGUACGUGUCCGGAAACCCAUUUCGUUGAGACCUUCGUUGGUGCGGGAGAUGUCAAUCUUCAAAGGUGUACCCCGGAUCCAUGCUAUCAACAGUGUUCACCGGGAACAUGCACUCGGUCUCCCUCUGAGGCUUCUGGGUACACGUGUCGGUGCCCGGAAAAUUACAGUGUUGCAACGACGGACAUUGGGCAAGUGUGCAAGGCGGGGCCGUGCGCAGGAAAUCCUUGUGGUCUUCCGGAGGAGGGUCACUCAUGUGUGACGGAUGGGGAUUCGAAUUACAUGUGUUUCUGUGCGCCGGGGUACUACUUCGACGGUACGUCGUGCAAGAUGGCUAGGGACGAACUGUGCUCGCCGGGUGAGUUGGGGCCCCAGGCUGUCACGAACAAGUACACGUGCUCGUGUCCAGAGGGCUUCAACCGCGACAAGUUCAUGUCGGACGGCGGAGUCACCUUGGAGAGAUGCAAGGAGGAUGUCUGCUACAACAAGUGCGGGCUGGGUACCUGUAUUCAUGUUGAUUCGGAUGUGCCCACCUAUCGUUGCAUUUGUCCGAGUGGCUACACUGAGGCGGAUGACGGAAAGGCAUGCGUGAAGGAUCCUUGCUCGGAGUCUCCUUGCGGUCCUUCCUACGAGGGACACAAGUGCACGAAUGAGGGGGACGGGUACUCGUGUCUCUGUGCGAACGGGUACUUCCUGAAUGGAAACACCUGCGAAAUGGCUAUCAACCAUCGGUGCUGGCCCGGGGUGGUGGGGCCGCAAGUGCGCCCCAAUGAGUACACGUGCAAGUGCCCACCUUCGCACAUGGCCGAGGACUUUGAGGCGUCCGGAGGCGUCACGCUGCAGAAAUGCGUCCCAGAUCCGUGCAGCGGUCAGUGUGGCCACGGCAAAUGCUCCCGGACCGCCUCGACGAGCUGGGGGUACACGUGCGAGUGCGACGAGCACUAUUCCCGGGAGGAGUCGGAGGGGGGCGAGUUCUGCAAGGCGGGCCCCUGCGCGGACUCGCCGUGUGGAAACGCCGAGGACGGGAACCAGUGCACGAGCACAGGCGAGUCGACAUACUCCUGCGAGUGCGGCGAGGGAUUCUACUUUGACGGCGCUUCAUGCCAGCGUGCGACCGACGACCUGUGCAGCCCCGGCACUCUGGGGACUGUGGCCGCAAAUGCGUACACGUGCAACUGCGACGAAGGCUAUGUGGCGAAGGACUCCACGGUGGCCGAGAACGUCACUCUCCAGAGCUGUGUCGUCGACGUGUGCCACAACCGGUGCGCGGACGGAAGUUGCCGCGAAGACGCGUCGCGCACUGGGGGGUAUGCCUGCGACUGUUUCCCAGGCUACUCAGUGGCGACCGCUGACGACGGGGAGUUCUGUCAACCUGAUCCGUGCACGCUGCAUCCCUGCGGCGAGGGUGCGCCGCACCAGUGCACUCGGCACGAUGACACCCUCUACAGCUGCUUGUGUGCGGAAGGGUACUACUACGACGGCGCGACGUGUGCGCUUCCAACCGACGCCUUGUGCUCGCCAGGGACACUCGGUGACCUGGGUCUGAACGCGUACUCCUGCGUUUGCCCUCCCGGCCACAAAGUCGAGCGGCGCGAGGUGACGGAGUCGGUCGUUCUCGAGAGCUGCGCCGUCGACGUGUGCUUCAACCAGUGCGGAACUGGGGCUUGCGCGGAGAACCCUGCUGAGCCGGGAGGCUUCACGUGCGACUGCCCGCCAGGCUUUACCGUGAAGGCGACGGAGGACGGCCAGUUUUGCGAAGACGACCCGUGCUCACUGGAUCCCUGCGGCGUGUCGGAACGUGCGGAAUCGUGCGAAAACACGGGCGGCUCGAGCUACGCAUGCACGUGCGCAUCGGGAUUCUUCUUCGACGGCACGACAUGCCGAGAGGCCACGAACGACCUGUGCGAUCCUGGCGAGCUGGGCCCCCAAACCCAGGUGAACGAGUAUACCUGCAUCUGCGCCGUGGGCACAGUUGCGGAGGAUUUUGAGAGUGCAGGCAACGUGACGCUUCAGCGCUGCGUCGCGGACGCCUGCCUGCACGACCGCUGCGGCACCGGCAAGUGUACGCGGAACUCGGCGGCGGAGUUUGGGUACGAAUGCGAAUGCACGCCAGGGUUCAGCGUCGAGGCGACGGCCAGUGGACCGAGCUGCGUCCACGAUCCGUGCUCACUGUCUCCGUGCGGGGCCGUCGACGCCGGUCACACUUGCGUCAACCAGGGCGGCGAGGCGUAUGCGUGCACGUGUGCUCCCGGCUACUAUUUGAACGGAACCUCCUGCGAACCGCUGUCCGACAGCUUGUGUGAAGCAGGAACCGUGCAGCAAGAGGAAGACAACACGUACACGUGUGAGUGCCCGGAGACGCAUCAGCUGCAAGAGUACACCGGCCCCGCGGGCCUUCCCGUCCAGCGGUGUGUUGAAGACAUCUGCAGAGACCAGUGCCUGCCAGGCUCCUGUUCGUACGAUUCGUCGAAGAAUGCCGGGUACGCGUGCAUCUGUCCUCCGGGAUACCUCGUGCAGGUUGGGGCUGCUGUCACCGGCGGCGAACGAUGUCUGCCCGACGAAUGUCCCCUCGACUCCUGUGGAGACCCCGAGAAGGUCCAGUUGUGUCUUGUCGUUGAGGGAUCCCCGGUGUGUACAUGCAAAGACGGAUAUUUUUACAACAAGUUCACCGGGAAAUGCACAGUCGAAAAUCCGUGCGACUACAAUGUUUGUGGCGCGUCGGAGGCUGUGGAGAAAUGCAACUUCUUGGGCGGCGGGAAGUGGAGCUGUGAAUGCCGACGGGGAUUCCGCCUCGAAACCGCCAACGAGGAGCAGUCCUGCGUCCGUGCGAGCUUCUGCGAUGGAGAUCCGUGCGGCCCCACCGAUGUGAACAGGUGCGUAUCCACCCUGAAGGGAUACUCCUGUCGCUGCGGCGCCGGCUACAAAUUGGUUCGUAAACCGCAAAUGAAGUGCGAGCUCGCCAGCUGA